This is a messenger RNA of Suricata suricatta (meerkat), 1993 nucleotides long. RefSeq names its product desert hedgehog signaling molecule (gene DHH). The record is from RefSeq and is a predicted model, not a curated record. The transcript is spliced from 3 exons. Gene Ontology annotation, biological process: intein-mediated protein splicing; smoothened signaling pathway; regulation of gene expression. Bases 356 to 1546 code for a protein of 396 amino acids. Gene Ontology annotation, molecular function: patched binding; calcium ion binding. Lineage: Eukaryota; Metazoa; Chordata; Mammalia; Carnivora; Herpestidae.
GGUGGGAGGAGGAGUGACGGUCCUGGGAGAAGGGCGGGGGGCGGGGCCGGGGGCCACUUAAGGCGGAGCCUGGGAGUUCUGGCAGCGCUGGAGCCGGGCAGUAGAGCCAGGCUGGGCUGGCACUCACCCACGACCCCCCUUCCCUGCUAUGAUGGCCCAUCAGUAGCAAGUUCCAGACCCCCUGGGGGCAUGUAGGCCGAGCUAGCGGCAGCCAGGUGCGCAGAACCACUAGAGCUCUAGGGCACUCUGGGGGCAGCUCUGCCUGUGGGGCUCUCUGGUGCUUAGGGAAAUGCCCAACUGACGGGCGAACUAGUGAGGACAAGAACGUUCCCUUUGGCCUGAGUCGUUUGCAUCCAUGGCGCUGCCGGCCAGGCUGGUGCCCCUGUGCUUCUUGGCACUUCUGGCUCUGCCCGCCCAGAGCUGCGGGCCGGGCCGGGGACCGGUUGGCCGGCGCCGCUACGUGCGCAAGCAGCUCGUGCCGUUGCUCUACAAGCAAUUUGUGCCCAGCAUGCCCGAGCGGACCCUAGGCGCCAGUGGGCCGGCCGAGGGGAGAGUGGCAAGAGGCUCUGAGCGCUUCCGGGACCUGGUGCCCAACUACAACCCAGACAUCAUCUUCAAGGAUGAGGAGAACAGUGGUGCAGACCGCCUGAUGACCGAGCGCUGUAAGGAGCGGGUGAACGCGCUGGCCAUUGCCGUGAUGAACAUGUGGCCCGGAGUGCGCCUACGGGUGACCGAGGGUUGGGAUGAAGACGGCCACCAUGCUCAGGACUCACUUCACUACGAAGGUCGUGCCUUGGACAUCACCACGUCCGACCGCGACCGCAACAAGUAUGGGUUGCUAGCGCGGCUGGCAGUGGAAGCCGGCUUCGACUGGGUCUUCUACGAGUCCCGCAACCACGUCCACGUGUCGGUCAAAGCCGAUAACUCACUGGCGGUCAGGGCAGGCGGCUGCUUUCCGGGAAAUGCCACCGUGCGCCUACGGAGCGGGGAACGGAAGGGCCUGCGGGAACUGCACCGCGGAGACUGGGUGUUGGCAGCAGACGCGGCAGGCCGGGUGGUGCCCACGCCCGUGCUGCUCUUCCUGGACCGGGACUUGCAGCGCAGGGCCUCCUUCGUGGCUGUGGAGACCGAGCGGCCCCCGCGCAAGCUGUUGCUCACGCCCUGGCACCUGGUGUUUGCCGCUCGAGGGCCAGCGCCCGCCCCAGGCGACUUUGCACCGGUAUUCGCGCGCCGGCUGCGGGCGGGGGACUCGGUGCUGGCGCCCGGCGGGGACGCGCUUCGGCCCGCGCGCGUAGCUCGCGUGGCGCGGGAGGAAGCAGUUGGCGUGUUCGCGCCGCUCACAGCACACGGGACGCUGCUGGUCAACGACGUCCUGGCCUCGUGCUACGCGGUCCUGGAGAGUCAUCAGUGGGCGCACCGCGCUUUCGCUCCUUUGCGUCUGCUACACGCUUUGGGGGCGCUGCUUCCAGGCGGGGCCGUCCAGCCGACUGGCAUGCACUGGUACUCUCGGUUCCUCUAUCGCUUGGCGGAGGAGCUGCUGGGCUGAGCGCAGCGGACACAGAAACCAAGAGGCGCCUGCUGAAACCGGGGUGUUCGGGCUGAGAUUUGGGGAUGUGGGCAGCAGACAAUGCUGACUGGGAGGGGAGGAGGGGUAAGGAAAAAAUGGAGGCGAGACUGGACUGCUUGGUUUAGGGGCAACCUCCAACUUAGAGGAGAUCCCUGGUCCUAGGUAGAUGGGGUUGAUGGUGGGUACUCCUUGAUGAGGACAAUUUCACCUCUUCCUGAAUGCCUUGGCCUCACCCGAUUAUUUUAUUUUAUUUUAUUUUAUUUUAUAUUUAUAAAAUGUAAUAUAAUGAUCUGCUUGCCCCACCUGGCAAGGUAAGGGGCCAGGGCAUGGCGUUAACACUGUCUGACACAGCCAGCCAAUCUGACGUCUGACAUUUUCCUACAGGUGGGCUAAUAAAGGGAAGGCUUGCAGGAGCUUAUUGGAAAA